Sander lucioperca (pikeperch) is the source of this 6626-nucleotide messenger RNA. Its product is annotated as ephrin type-B receptor 3. Bases 679 to 3768 code for a protein of 1029 amino acids. Gene Ontology annotation, molecular function: transmembrane-ephrin receptor activity; protein binding; ATP binding. The record is from RefSeq and is a predicted model, not a curated record. The transcript has 16 exons. NCBI's taxonomy places the organism in Eukaryota, Metazoa, Chordata, Actinopteri, Perciformes, Percidae. Gene Ontology annotation, biological process: axon guidance; cell surface receptor protein tyrosine kinase signaling pathway; protein phosphorylation. Gene Ontology annotation, cellular component: neuron projection; plasma membrane.
CCUCCACAAUCGUGUGCUUCAUUCCAGUGCACAAGCCGAGCGAAGCAGACGGUCCACACUGCAGCCAAAGCUGAUAAAUUCGCUCAGGGAAUAAAUAUAUAUAAACCGCGCGGCUGUUUCUUUACAGGAAUACCACUUGAUCGUGGACGCAUGUGAGUGUGCACAUGCCAGGCUGGGACUGUACACCAUGGCUCUGACACAAGUGCGGCUAUCUCUGCCUCUGCUCCUCUGACCACAGAGAAAGUCUUUGGAUCUCCUCGUGAAGGCUGUUAUUUCUUUUUUCCUCCCCAUUGACUAACAACGACAUAUUGCUGGAAAUCUUCUCUGGAUGGUGACCGCGGACUGGACUACCUGUUUUCAGCUGAUUCGCUCAAUGCGAGGGGAAGGGACUAGAAGUCUUGCGUCCGCUGCCUUUUCUCUGGUUUAAUAAGGCGCGUUGGAGAUCACUGAAAAUCGAGAAAGGCUGCUAUAUUCACACAUUUUACACUAAGGGUGUUAUUUCCUCCGAACACUCACCUUUACGUGUUUUGGUGAAUGGGGAUAACUCUGGUCCUGGAGGCUUGACACAGCUGGGACUGGGACGGGACUGGGUGCGUGGAGCGUCAAAUCACCCAGGAUUGUGUUCCCUUCUCUCUCUCUCUCUCGUGGGUCUAUUUACAUGUCCGACCCGACUGCUUUAUGACAAUGGAUUACUUUCUGCUUUUAUGCAGCCUCUUGCUGCCUGUGGUGUCCACCGUUGAAGAGACGCUGAUGGACACGAAGUGGGCCACGACUGAAUUAGCCUGGACUGCACACCCUGAGACCGGGUGGGAAGAGGUGAGUGGCUACGAUGAUGCCAUGAACCCCAUCCGGACAUACCAAGUCUGCAAUGUACGUGAAGUCAACCAGAAUAACUGGCUACGCAGUGACUUCAUCCCACGAAAGGAUGUGCUGCGUGUAUAUGUGGAGAUGAAAUUCACAGUGCGCGAUUGCAACAGCAUUCCCAACAUCCCAGGUUCCUGCAAAGAGACCUUCAACCUCUUCUACUAUGAGUCUGACUCAGACUCAGCCACAGCCACCAGCCCUUUCUGGAUGGAGAACCCUUAUGUGAAGGUUGACACUAUUGCCCCAGAUGAGAGCUUUUCCAUGCUUGAGUCUGGCCGGGUAAACACAAAAGUCAGAAGUUUUGGACCAUUGUCCAAAGCCGGGUUUUACUUGGCCUUUCAGGACCUUGGUGCUUGCAUGUCGCUCAUCUCAGUGAGGGUCUUUUACAAGAAGUGUUCCACCACCAUCGCCAACUUUGCCGUUUUCCCGGAAACAGCAACUGGGGCUGAGGCAACCUCUUUAGUCAUUGCGCCAGGAACUUGUGUCCCCAACGGCGUGGAGGUGUCUGUGCCAUUGAAGCUUUAUUGCAACGGAGACGGCGAGUGGAUGGUUCCCGUAGGAGCCUGCACCUGCUCGUCUGGCUUUGAACCAGCCAUGAAGGAAACCCAAUGUCAAGCUUGCAGCCCUGGCACCUUCAAGUCCAAACAGGGAGACGGCUUCUGCUUGCCCUGUCCAGCCAACAGCCGUGCCAGCUCAGGAGCAUCCAGCGUUUGCUCCUGUCGAAACGGUUACUACCGCUCAGACACCGAUUCUCCCGACUCCCCCUGUACCACUAUUCCUUCUGCACCACGCAGUGUCAUCUCCAGUGUGAACGAAACCUCGCUCGUGCUGGAAUGGAGCGACCCACGUGACUUGGGUGGCCGUGAAGACAUCUUCUACAACGUCAUCUGUAAGAAGUGUCUGCCUGAGCGAGGAAUGUGCUCACGGUGUGACGACAACGUCGAUAUCUCGCCACGCCACCUGGGCCUGACCCAGCGCCGCGUUGCCGUCCGUAACCUACAAGCCCACACACAGUACAGCUUUGAAAUCCAGGCAGUCAACGGUGUUUCCAACAAGAGCCCCUACACACCUCAGUUCUCUGCAGUGAACAUCACCACAAAUCAGGCUGCUCCGUCUGCAGUGCCCACAGUUCACCUGAUGGCGGCCACAGCGAGCACCAUGAGCCUGUCCUGGCUGCCUCCAGAGAAACCCAACGGAAUCAUUCUGGAUUAUGAGAUUAAGUACCAUGAGAAGGUAAGCAGCAAUGAUCAGGGUGAGGCCAUCGCCCAUACCAUGACUGCCCAACGGAGCAACGCCCGCAUUGAAGGUCUCAAGGCUGGUACACCUUAUGUGAUACAGGUCCGUGCCCGAACAGUGGCCGGUUAUGGUCGUUACAGCAGCCCAGCCGACUUCAGCACCAACCUGCAAACCGACCCUCCAAAGUCAUGGCAGGAGCAGCUGCCACUCAUCGUGGGAUCAGCCACUGCCACCUUGGUCUUCAUCAUUGCAGUUGUGGUCAUCGCUCUCGUCUGCCUCAGAAAGCAGAGAAAUGGUUCAGAGUCGGAAUACACAGAGAAACUGCAGCAGUACAAAUCCCCUAUAGUAACGCCGGGAAUGAAAGUCUACAUUGACCCCUUCACCUAUGAGGACCCCAACGAGGCUGUGCGCGAGUUUGCCAAGGAGAUCGACGUCUCCUGCGUGAAGAUCGAGGAGGUCAUUGGCGCAGGUAACCCACCAAAGCUCCUGAGCUACAGGGGGAAGACUGCUAGUCACCUCCAGGCCAUACCGUUAGAGGACUUCACACCAAGCGGAGAGUUUGGGGAGGUGUGUCGCGGUCGCCUCAAGCUACCUGGGCGCCGGGAGAUCAUCGUAGCCAUCAAAACUCUCAAGGUGGGCUACACUGACCGCCAGAGGCGAGACUUCCUGUCUGAGGCUUCCAUCAUGGGCCAGUUCGACCACCCCAACAUUAUCCGUCUGGAAGGUGUGGUCACCAAGAGUCGGCCAGUGAUGAUUGUGACCGAGUUCAUGGAGAAUGGAGCCCUGGACUCUUUCCUAAGGCUCAAUGACGGGCAGUUCACAGUGAUCCAGCUGGUUGGCAUGCUGCGUGGUAUCGCAGCAGGCAUGAAGUACCUGUCAGACAUGAACUACGUGCACAGAGACCUGGCUGCCCGUAACAUCUUGGUCAACAGUAAUCUGGUGUGUAAGGUGUCUGAUUUCGGCCUAUCUCGUUUCCUCGAGGAUGACCCUUCAGACCCCACCUACACCAGCUCCCUGUAUUUCAUGCUCACCUACUCAUUCGCAUAUCCACAGGGAGGGAAAAUUCCCAUUCGCUGGACAGCUCCCGAGGCGAUUGCCUACAGGAAGUUCACCUCGGCAAGUGAUGUGUGGAGCUACGGCAUCGUCAUGUGGGAAGUGAUGUCGUAUGGCGAGCGGCCGUACUGGGACAUGAGCAAUCAAGAUGUGAUAAAUGCUGUGGAGCAGGAUUAUCGACUGCCCCCACCCAUGGACUGCCCUACAGCACUGCACCAGCUCAUGUUGGACUGCUGGGUCAAAGAGAGGAACCUGCGACCCAAAUUCACCCAGAUUGUGGCCACGCUGGAUAAGCUUAUCCGAAAUGCUGCCAGCCUCAAGGUGGUCACCAACAGCACACAGUCUACUGGGGUAUCCCAGCCCUUGCUUGACCGCUGUGUGCCAGACUAUACCACUUUCACCACUGUGGGGGACUGGCUGGACGCCAUCAAGAUGAGCCGCUACCGUGAUAACUUCGUCAACGCCGGAUUUGCUUCCUUUGACCUGGUGGCCCAGAUGACAGCAGAGGACUUGCUGCGGAUAGGGGUAACAUUGGCCGGCCAUCAGAAGAAGAUUCUCGGUAGCAUUCAGGACAUGAGACUACAGAUGAACCAAACACUUCCUGUCCAGGUGUGAGUGACAGGACACACAGACAGAUGCAGUCGAAGGACAGCCAGACAGGAAAAGGGGGAGGAACUGUGCCAGAGAGAGCUAUUGGAAACCCUCGCUGCCUGACCCAUCUCUGCCAAUUAGACGCUAUGAAACUGGCUUGCAGUGCCUCUGACUAUUUUGUUUUUCUUUAUUACACUACCACUUCCAUUACCUGUUCCUGCUUUUUUGUUAUUCGUCAUAGUUUUUUUUUCCAUCCAAUCAGAAUUUGUGUGUAUUCCAGAGGAAGAAGAGUUAACCCCCUUAUAUCCCAUGCGUGCCUCACCAGCUCUGGUGUGGGUUGACGUUUGCAUGCAUGUGUGUUGUAGUGAGGUUGGCCUUAGCCCUGUAACUGAAAUGUCACACUCUGAUCCUCACGCAAGAGCCCCUCCCCGUGACCUCUCAACCCAGCUUUGAUGGACAAAAUAUAUAGUAAAGAAUGAACACCCUGGUAUAAAUAAGUGAACAAAACAUAAAACUAAACAAAAAAACUGAGGUGUUUCGGAGCCCACAGGAGAUGGAGGACUAUUCUUUCCCUGAUAGAAGUUGUUUUACUGUGCACGUGUGUGUCGGUCUCCAUCUUCAUAUUGAAGGUGUGUUAUCUAAAAGGGCACUUGCUGGAGAAGGGUGAGGUGGUGGAAGAGGAUAUAUGAUGGGCUGAGGUCAAAGGUCAAGAGGAUGACAGAGGUCAGAAAGGUCCAAGUAGGGCAGCCACAUGUUGGACACACUUGUUUUGGCUGCUGAAUCCUCAAUAGGUCACCAGAUGACCUCUUCACCCUGACCUGAAGUGACUCAGGAUAGCUCCACAGCUUGGGAUCACCUGCUCAUCAACUGUGUAUUAUUUUUGUUUGUCCACACACCUUUUUUUUUUUUGUGGCUUUCUUACACAUUUUUUGGGGGAUUUGUGGUUUCAAAAUGGCCGGUCAAACCUAAGUAACCCCCACUGGACGCUAUGUGUGAUUAAGGGGGAGACGAGGACUGUGGCAACACUAUAGAAAGACCAGUUGGCCUUUUGUGUGCAUUUUUGUAUGUGUGCGUGCGCAUGUGUGCGUGUAUGUGUGAUUAAGUGUGCUUGGAUGUGCGGGUGUGUCAAGUUGCACACAAGUAUACUGUACAAUACAGCUUCCGCUAUUUGCCACCGUGGAGAAUUAACGCAUGAACUGAACCGUGACAAGGAGCAAAUAUAUCUGAAACAAUUACGCUAUAUUCUGUGGACAACUGUUAAACAUUUUUUUUAUUGAAUCCAAAAAAAAUGAACUUAGGACAUAUAUAUAUAUAUAUAUAUAUAUAUAUAUAUAUAUAUAUAUAUAUAUAUAUAUGUAUGCAACAUGAUGAAACUGAGAGAAACCAUGAUGGACACCUUACUUUCUACUUACUAUUAUCUGGAUUUAGAAAUAAUCAAAAUUCUUGUUUUAAUUUCUUGACAUCCUGCCCUAUGUAUUUAUUUGUACCUCGCCCUCCAACCCCCGCCCCCCACCAACACCCAGAUGGACUGUAUUUGGGACAGUGGACUUGGAACAAUCAGAAGAAAGAGAAACUCCAAGAGGAUUCACCUAAUGAAUUGCUGAUUAUUAAACAUAAGAAAUUGCAUAUAAAUUGGAUAUUGUAUUUUUGUUGUUGUUCUAAACAGCCUGUACAUGUUUUGUAACAAAAACACGAUAAAUAACAAAAGAAAAGUGGUGUUUUGACAAAAUAGAAGUGUUGUUGUGGAAUGUUUGAUUUAGAGUGAAAUUAACAGAAAACAGAGUAAGAAGAGAGAGAAUGGAGAAAGUCAGGAGGUAGAGAGGAGAAGAUGAACAAGUACUGUCACCCUUCUGCUCUCCGUCCAUUUUUGUGUGAGUGUCUGUGUAGGUGUGUUCAAGUCUGUGUGUGCCACCUGAACUGGAUAUUAAGCAUCCCCAAUCCAUUCUCAGUCCUAACAGGAAGAGCAUCUGUGAAGCACUAAGCUGUUACUAAUUGUCUUCUAGGCACAUUUUUUCCAACUCAAAUCUUCCUGCAAACCACUCAAAUGCUUCCCUUUAACUAGGUUUUAAUUUGACUUAUUUACCAUUGCCUCAAACAAUCCCCCCCAACCCAUCUUAUGUUGGAGGUUAAGGAGUCAUUAGGGGGAAGGUCCAGAGAUGAUGCAGCCUACCUGCCAAUCAUUUAAAUCGCUCCAUCACUCAACCUGCAGUUUGCCUCCCUGCAACAGGAUGCUCAUCAGUGAAUCCAGAGCUGUCAGCUCGGUUGCCAAUCUGGCAUUGCGAGGAUACGAGCAGGCAGUGAGCGCAGACAUACGGUGGACUGACCUAUCAUUAUCUCUCUUCAUUUCCUGUCUGGCCUGCAAUCAUCCUGUCUCAGCUCAGACUGCUGCGUGAUUAGUACAGUGCAGGAUCAACAGCCCUGGCACGCAGACAGCCCCAAAUCUGCAGACCCCCUCAUCCUAAAUGAUAGCAGCUGCAUCACGGAGACCAUACUAUUUGCACUUCUCACAGAGGGGUGUUUGAAGGUAGUGGAUAAAGGGAUGGGGCCGCACCACUGGUGUGAUUUUCCAGACAGUCUUCAUAUUGUUGGGGUUGGAGCUGAUCAAUGCAAUGUGUGAAUAUUAUUAGUUAGGUGUGUAAUGAUAGCGUGAUGUUAGUGGCCAUGCAGUGUGUCUUCCCAUAUUACUUUUGUCAGCUUCUCUUAAGUCCCUUCAAAAGCUAUGAAAGGAUAUUAUGCAAAACAAUGUGUUUCCUCUUUUAUAUUGUUUCAUCUUUUGUCACAAAGACUUUUUCACUAGUACACUCUGUUAAGGGCUUACUAAACUGUUAACAGUUGUAGGGCACAGUCAAGUAGUAAUUUAACUGUUGUGUACUCAAACUAUA